Messenger RNA from Erpetoichthys calabaricus (reedfish), 1862 nucleotides. Its product is annotated as clathrin heavy chain linker domain-containing protein 1-like. The record is from RefSeq and is a predicted model, not a curated record. The transcript is spliced from 12 exons. Bases 57 to 1850 code for a protein of 597 amino acids. Lineage: Eukaryota; Metazoa; Chordata; Cladistia; Polypteriformes; Polypteridae.
CGACGUGGUUACAUCAAACAGAUUUCAAUUACAAGUCUCGCCGCACGUCAGAUAUAAUGUCAGAAGAAUUUGCUUCAUCUGAGGAGACUUCAUUCAACUCAUUUGUGCUCCCUUCAAUUGCUGGCAUACACGACAAGAGAUUUGUGGACACGUUGUACAACUAUAUUGAAAAAGAGAAGGAAAAGUUGAAGUGUCCUCAAAAUGUCCCAGAUGAGCAACGUUACACAAUUUACAGUUUUGCAUUUGACAAGGUUAUUGAGCAGGCAACCACAUACAAAAGAAUUCUUACUUGCAUUAAGCAGGAAUAUGAUGACUGCAUUAGAGCCCUAAAGGAAGGUGGCCGAGAUGAAAGAUUCAGCCAUGGAAAGAUGAGAGCUACAGCAGCCGAGCCAACAACUCUUAUGAAUUACAAACAAAGAGCUGCUGAACUCCAGAAGAGAAUUGAGAUCAUCACACAAGACUCAGAUCAAAUUGAAGCCCAGAUUGUAGUAGUAAGAGAAAAAAAGAAAAAUGAAAGUAACAUCAUGGAAAAAAAUGAAGCAAAAAGGAGAGAAAUAAAACCCUUUGUUCAGAUUCCAGGUUUAAACAUUAAGGACUCUUUAAAUCCAGAUAUCCUAGACAAAUAUCUAGAAACAUUACAAAGUAUAUUGAAGGAGAUGCAAGAAAAAAGAAAAAAUCAGUAUGCACCGAGGAAAGUAAAAGUCGACUUGGACUGCAAGUUGACAAGCAUUUUAGAGCAUGCAGACAGGAUUGCUGCAGACACUGGCAAAUGUCAACUCAAAUAUGAACUGAUGACAAUUCUGGAUGAUGCAGUUGGUUCUUGGAAGAGAUCUGAUAAAAAUCUAGCAUUUCUUAAUUAUAUGUUACCAGUUUUGACAUAUGCCUUUGAAAUAAAAGGAGGUGGAUAUUCCAGAUGGACAGAUUUGGGAGGCUUUCAUGAGGGUCAUCGUAGAUCAUUUAGUGAUCAUUUAGUGGAAUACAUAGACAGAUUUAAUGAACUAUUUGAAGAAGGCCAGUAUGAAGCAGCAGCAUCUCAUGCAGCCAAGUCCCCUCUUAAAAUUCUGUGGAACACAAAAAUCAGGAAAAAAUUUACAGGUGCCAUUGUGGAGGAAAGUAACCUGCCACCAUUACUGCUGUUCUUCAAGUCAGUGAUGAGAUGUGAAGCUUCAGACACACACACGCCCAAUGAAGAAAUCUGUCUGGAAGCAGUCAUGGUUGCCUUGAAAUACAACAAGCUUGAAUUGGUAGAGCAGUGGAUAACACAGCAAAGGUUGAUAAUUACAGAGGCAUUAACAGAUCAAAUCUACAAGUAUGGAGAAAAUAAUCCUGAAGUGACUCACACUUGCCUUACACUUGCGCAAGAAGCAUACAGAUGUUGCAAAGUGAACAAAAAGGCAGUGCUGUGUAUGUGCAAGAGGGGAAGGGUUUAUGAAGCAGUUCGAUAUAUACACCAAUGUAAAGCAUUCAGUCAAGAAGACUUCCUUUACCUGGUUCAGCACUGCCAUAGUGCUGAGGUGCUUCAUAGUCUCACACAAAAGCUGGAUGGUAAACAAGCACCAAUGUCCUUGGGUUGUAUGGUUCUGUCACUCAUGUCAGAAAACAAAUGGAACUGUUGCCUUCAACUGCUGAAGGAAUUCUCCGCAUUUGGAAAAGAUACACUUGAACAGGCAAUACUUGCUGAUGAGCUGUGCACUCCUGAAGGAUGGAUUGAGAUUGCACGCAAAUGCCAAGAGCAUAACUGGGGGCAGUUAGCUCAUGAAAUCAUCUCCAUUCUUUCAGCUCAGGGUGGAGUUGUUGACCUCUCAGUCUGCAGUGAUGAUGCCAUACUUAUGGAACACGUGUUUCUAUAAGUUUUCUUUUCA